CCAGGCAAUUCUCUCACCGAGAAAACCAGGACUGCACCAUGAGCACUCCAGGCAAAACAAUCACAUGUCGGGCAGCCAUUGCCUGGGCCACAAAUUCUCCUCUUUCCAUUGAGGAUGUGCAAGUGGAGCCCCCAAAGGCUGGUGAAGUUCGAAUUAAGAUGACCUCAUCGGGGAUAUGUGGUUCUGAUCACCAUGUCCUGAAAGGAUCACUCCCAGUGAACUUCCCUUUAAUCCCAGGCCAUGAAGGAGCUGGGAUUGUGGAGAGUGUCGGCAAAGGCGUGAACUCCGUGAAACCAGGAGAUAAGGUCCUCACGCUCAUUAUUCCGCAGUGUAGAGAAUGCAGCUCCUGCUUGAACCCCGAGGGGAACUUCUGUGAGAAGCAAGAUGUUCUGCCCUCUUCUGGACUGAUGCUGGAUGGGACCAGCCGAUUCACCUGCAAAGGAGAGAAGAUUUACCACUCUUUCCGCACAAGUACGUUCACUGAAUACACGGUUGUGCCAGAGAUCGCGGUGGCAAAGAUCGAUUCUUCCGCACCCAUGGACAAAGUCUGCAUCCUGAGUUGUGAGGUGCCCACGGGCUACGGGGCCGCAGUACACGCAGCUAAGGUCAGCCCCGGUUCCACCUGCGUGGUCUUUGGACUGGGAGGGAUCGGCUCUGCCAUCGUCGUGGCAUGCAAGGCCUCCGGAGCUUCCAGGAUCAUCGGGGUGGACAUCAAUGAGGAGAAGUUCCCCCGGGCCAAAGCACUAGGGGUCACUGAUUGUCUCAACCCCCAGAGACUCGAGAAGCCUGUCCAGCAGGUGGUGAGGGAGAUGACAGGCACUGGAGUGGACUUUGCGUUUGAGGCCAUUGGACUGCCUGACACCAUGCUUGCUGCGUGGGAGUCCUGCCACCUGAGUCACGGUGUGUGUCUGAUCGUGGGGGUGGCGCCAGCAGACACACAACUCUCCCUGGAUGCGACAAAGCUGAUUUCUGGACGGACGCUGAAGGGCGUGUGUUUAGGAGAUUAUAAAACCAGAGACUGUAUUCCCCAACUGGUGACUGAUUAUAUGCAAAAUAAAAUUAACGUAAAUCCUCUAAUAACUCAUCAGCUACCUUUUGACCAACUCCACAAAGCACUCGAUUUGUACCAGGAUGGAAAAGCCAUCCGCUGUGUUCUGCUGUUCUAAGGUUCCUGGGAGAGGACCAACCAGGGCAUCCCUAGAGCCCCCUGGCUGACUUCCUGAAGGAGUGUUCCAGUGCAGAAGAAAGGGUACCACCGGUGGAAUGUGGUGCAA
Molecule: messenger RNA, 1274 nt
Organism: Sorex araneus (European shrew)
Lineage: Eukaryota; Metazoa; Chordata; Mammalia; Eulipotyphla; Soricidae
Product: alcohol dehydrogenase 1-like
Exons: 9
Coding region: 39-1166 (375 amino acids)
Biological process (GO): retinol metabolic process; retinoic acid metabolic process
Cellular component (GO): cytosol
Molecular function (GO): all-trans-retinol dehydrogenase (NAD+) activity; zinc ion binding
Source: RefSeq, a predicted model, not a curated record